AAGAUUGAAGAAAAGCAAGUAAAAUUACAAGAAAAAAAGUUAUUUUACAGUCAAUUUCAAUCAUAUUUCUUUUCUAAAAAAAUGUUUUUUUAGAAAAAUUAUAAACAAAAAAAUAAAAUUAAAAAUACUUUUUGAGAUAAGUUCAAUCAUUUAAAAGUUCAAUUAGGCAAAUUUGAAAAGUAAAUUAAUAACAAACAACUUUUAAUUAGAAGCUUUUGAGAGAAAGAAAAUGAAAGCUGCAAUUAGAGGAUCUCGCGAACAUGUUGGAGCAGAUGAUGAUGAAGUUGAUAGUCCAACAGCAGAGGAAGCAUUCGAAAAGGCAACUUUAUCUAUUAACAAACAGAAAGUGAUUAAAGAUGUAUGGCAAAGAGAAACUCGAAAGCCCCUACCGAACAACGAAGGAUUGAUAACAAAUUUCGAAAUUCAAUUUGCGAGAAUUCUUCCAUCUGAUGAACAAGGAAGCAACUUGAAGAAAUAUGUCGUUUAUGAUUUAACAUGUCGUCAAGAUACAAGUUCUGCUGCCGAUACAAACCCUACAACAAUUGAAAGACGUUAUACUGAUUUCUUGCGACUUUUUGAUGCUCUGAGAAAAGAUUUCCCUCAACUUCUCAUUAACGUCGUCUUUCCAAAGAAGAAAAUCAUGGGAAACUUCAACAGCGAACUUAUCAGUGAACGAGCUUUGGCCUUUGAAAACUUUCUCGAUUUCGUUCUGACUAUUCCUGAACUACGAGAUUCCAUUUCUUUCCUAAGUUUUCUUCAAGACGAUGAUCUUUCUAAAGCUUGUCGAUUAUUAGACGAACGAAGAAAUGAAGUCGCUGUUCCGAUUCUUGAGAAUAUUUUUCAACUUGUGAACAAAAUUUAUCUCGACAAAUCUAAACCCGUAUUAUUAUUGCUAUGUCGUCUUGUAGCUGCUUGCACGACAUCGCCAAUACCACAUCCUUCAUCUGAGAAAUGGGCUGAACUCGCUCUUCGUAGAUUUGAUCAUGUUUCUGAUGUUGAGCUUCUUGUCCUCUACAUUCCUCUGCUAAAUACAUGCUCGUACCUGUUCUGGCAGAAAGGACGUGAUGCCAAACAAAUCCAAGAUCGACUUGAAGAAAUGGGACGCAAAGGAAUCAAAAUUAAGGACACUUUAACUUUAUCUCAAGCCAUUCACGCAAUGGAUACGAGAUCCGAAACGUCUUAAUUUAAUUUGCCGUAAUGUGCUUGAAGUCGAUUGUUAUCGAAUAUUAAUUAUUAAGUAUCUUGACGAUGAACAAUAUUUAGUAAUUUUUAUCAUGAGAUUAUUUUACAUGAAUGAGCAGAAAAAAAAGAUUUAAAGUUAUUUGAUUUUGUCGAAUUCGACUUCAUUCAAUUAAUUGUAAUUUUUUUCUGCUUAAAUUUAUUUCCAAAAAAUUUUUAUUGUGACUUCUAGUUUAAGCCUAAAAUUUAUUUUAUUUAAUCCAAAAAAGAUUUUCAAUUAUGUAUUCAAUGGAGAAAUUUUUGUUUCAUUCAAGAUUAUAAUUUGAUAUCUUAAUAAACAUUCAUUCAAUAAAGAGAAUCAUUUAGAAAUAUGUAAAGAAUGUUUGUAAGCUAUUAAUUGAAUGACUGAUUAGAUAAAUUAAACUCUGACUUCACAGACCAGGAU
This is a messenger RNA of Clunio marinus, 1624 nucleotides long. NCBI's taxonomy places the organism in Eukaryota, Metazoa, Arthropoda, Insecta, Diptera, Chironomidae. The record is from the annotation of a GenBank genome assembly.